AUUGAAACUAAUUGGAUUUUUAAUUAUUUACUUUCACGUGAAGAUGCCAGUUCCAGCAUUUUCUGCUAUGUUUAGUGGGUAACUAACGUGUUCAUCAACAGCAAGUUCACAUAUCUAAAUGUUCAGUCUCAACAAAUCCCCAGCAUAAUUUGGUUUGUGGACGUGCUGUCAAGCAACCUGAUUGAUUGGUAUCCCAUCCACCAGCCUUCACCCUGACAAGUAGUGGCAGAUGUGUAUACUAUCUGCAGAUGGACAGUAGAACCUCAAUAAGAGAUAGUAGGAACUGCAGAUGCUGGAGAAUCUGAGAUAACAAGGUGUAGAGCUGGAUGAACACAGCAGGCCAAGCGGCAUCAGAGGAGCAGGAGAAGCCGUGUCGAUUCCAUUGGGAAAAGUGGAGAAACAACUGACAGCAACAUGCAGAUUUCCGCAUUUAGGUGCAUGCCAGAAAUUGGUGAAAACAACGACACUUGACAACAUCAAAUUGCAUACAAUCAAAACAUGUUUAUCAGACAUGUUAUGAUAAACCUUUGGAGCAAGUGGGACGUGAGCCCAGAACUCCUUGUCCAGAGAUAGGGGCAUUAUUACUGCACCACCAGGUUGUAAAGACGUUCUGAAGAAAGGUCACUGGACACGAAACGUCAAUUCUGGUUUCUCUCCAGAGAUGCUGCAGACCUUUUGAGUGUAACAGCGAUUUCUGUUUUUGUUUCUGAUUUCCAGCAUCCACAGUUCUUUCAAUUUCUUUGGUUUGUUGUAAAGACACCAGGGAGCUUAUAUAUUACGAUACAUGCACACGGCACGGCAUGGCGCAGCCGCAGUAACUGACCAUGGUUGACGGACCCGGCACAGCACAGCCGCACUAACUGACCAUGGAUGACGGAUCCGGCACAGCGCAGCCGCACUAACUGACCAUGGAUGACGGAUCCGGCAUAGCGCAGCCGUUGAAGCCUCUCUCCCUCCGCUCACGUAUUCUGUCCUGCGUCACAAGGUCACUGAGGUUGGACGUUUCUCGAGAGCGCCUUUCGUAUUGACCAAUGAGGAGGCGGCUUGUGACGAGGUGGAGUUUGGUUGCUGUUGCUGGUGGUGGGGUCGGGUGCUGGUUUUUGCCCGGAAUUCCGGCCUCAUCCUCUCGGUUUAUAUGUUGGCCCACAAACCUAUGCAAACUGGAGAGCAAACACGGGCAGCUCGAUGUUCAGUAUAAGGCGGCGACGCCGCAGAAGAAGAUGAAGAAGCGGAAGGAGCUGAAUGCCCUUAUCGGUCUCACCGGCGACGGCAAGAAGAAGAAGUCGAAGAAAGGCUCCGGGCACCAGCUCCUGCUGCGGACCGAGGCCACGGCCUCCGAUUCCGAAUCCACCUCCGAGUUUGACGAGUUCGCGCAGCCGGCUCCCGGCUCCCUGUUUACAAAGGGAGGCUACAUAAGAUGCUGCAAAAUUUGUUAUCCACUAUGUGCAUUUGUUAUGCUCGCUGCUUGUGUAGUGGCAUGCGUUGGUUUGGUCUGGAUGCAAGUUGCCCUCAAAGAAGAUCUGGAUGCACUGAAGGAAAAGUUCAGAACUUUGGAAUCUAGUCAAAAGACUUCGUUUAGUGACAUUCCAAAGCUAAGUGAAGAUCUCCUUGCAGUCCAGAAAGAUCUUGCCAACUUAGACACUGGAGACAGAGGGAUUAGCAAAAUAUGGACCAACAUCACAGAGCUGAAUAAGCAAAUUAGCCAACUGAAUUUAGCUGUUGCUCAUCUGAAAGCCAAUGUUAAAUCAGCAUCUGACUUGAUCAACCUUCCAGUCACUGUGGAACAGCUCCAGAAGAGUGUCGCCACAAUCGGGAGCACGCUCACCAGUGUUCAACAUGAUGUUGAUACUGUGCAGACUGCCUUUGAGGAUCAAAAGAAGAUGGUGGACACCCUUCAACAAAAUAAGGACAUCUUGGACUUGCAUGAUGAAGUAGGUGAGGUGAACGCCACCCUCCUAUUUUACCAUGCAAGCAAUGAUGAGAAGCUGCAUCACAUAGAUUUUGAAGUUGGUAAUCUCAGCCAGAGAGUUGCAUUACUGGAAAAAAAAUUACUAAUUGCUAGUAAUGUGACUAAAAUCGAGAAUGUAAAUGGCACGGUGGUGACUCAGAUGAAUAGCACUCAGGAAACAGUUGAUUCAGAUCACCAGAUUGCUCUCAAAGUACAGAAACCUUCAGGAUUAAAUAAUCACAGCAGUCAAAUGUCAAACCUUAGGGAGAGGUUGAAGGUUAUGGUGAAUGCCCUGACUAGCAAACCAGAAAAUGUAGGUGAUGCAAAUGCAAUCAACAGUCGAGGCUAUCCGAUAGUAAUCGAGGCAAUCAUUUUACUGUUUUGGCUGAAAUCAUGUAGAAGUUUUGUACGGGCAUUGGAGCAGCCGCUGGAGAUGUUUAUAGGGAAAUUAAGGAAAGUGAAUGGCAUAUUUUCUAUAUUUACCUUGUUCAGGACAGGGAUGGGGGUCCCUGUUAUUUAUCCUGAUUUCAGUUAUUUUGCACUUUAAUGACAGCACGUGUGUUAAUAUUCUGUGGCAAUUUAACUUGCAAUUUCCUUCAGUUUAGAAGCUGGUGGCAAUUUUUGCAUUAUUUAAAUUCUGGGAAUACUGACCUACUAAGUUGAUACAUCACUUUUUUUUUAAGUUGAAUUUUCUUUUUGCAAGGCAUUUUAUGUCAGCUCUCAGACAUUGACCUCUGAAAUGACUGGUGUUUACCAAAAUUUAUAGAUUAUUGCCUGGUAACUUUACUACCAAUUUAGCUGCGUAUGUAUUACCUGAUAGAGAAAAUAUUGUGUAUCAUAAACUUCUUUUUGUCAAUUGUCUCUAGAAGCAUAAUGAGGUUAUAUUCUAAGUACAGUAUUUAAUGCUUUGAUUUACAGUAUAUUUGUACAUCUGACAGUUUCGAUAUUGAUGAGAGAGAUUAUUUUCCCUUGUUGUAGUUGUGUGUGCAUGUGUUUUUGGAAAGUUGCUGCUACUGGAACAUUUUCAGCUCACUGAAUAUACUGGUUUGUGUUAUGAUUUCAACUGUGGCAGCUAUUAGUUUAAGCUACAAUGGCUCUUUAAGGUACCAGAACUGCACUAAGUAUUGGAUUUCAUCAGAUAUUGUUAACUUUAUGUACAAACUGUUCUUGACUUGGAGAAACCAGUAACAUGAGUUUGGAAUUUUAUGACUUUUAUGGUGCCCCAUGCUAGUAAUUGCAAAAUAGGAUGAAAAAACUGGUGAAUGCAUGGCUGGCAAGUCGGUGUUUGAGGACGGGCUUAUAGACGUGGGAUAUGGUGACUGGUUCUGGGCAAGGUGAAACCUGUACAGUCUGUAUGAAUUUGCAUCUCAACAGAACUAGGGUUGGUGUCCUCAUGGAGUGGUUUGUUGGUGCUGUGGGAGAGAAUUUAAACUAAUUAAUUUAACACUGGGAUAGGGACCAGGAUGUAGCAUUAGAGAAGAGAAAUUAAGUGCACAAAGGAUUGGAUGAGAUCUGUUGCUGGAUCAAGGAAUAGUCAUUUUCUGGAGUAACGUUUAGGGCAAGUACCAAGAUGUAAUUGAGUUUUGCAAUACAUGCAUGUAAACACAUAAAGCCUGGUAAAUAAGAUGGGAGAGCUGCAGACAUGGCAAGCCAUUUGAGAAAAUGUUGUUCAGAAAAGGGGGAAAACUGAAACAUCCUGGAUCAAGAUGUUUAGGGAUACCAAGUAAGUAGAACAAUUGGCAGUGCUAAUUAAAGAAAAUGUUACAAUACUCAAGAAAAAAUUUCUUGGAGGGACCAAUGAAGCAACCCGUUUUGUUAAACAACAGAGGAGUGGUUAUGCAGUUGGGUAAUGUAGACCAUCACUUAAUGAGAAAGCCACGGAGGAACAAAUUUGUGUGGAAUUUGUAUGUGCAAGACCAUAGAGUAAUGAUACUGGUGGACACUAAUUCUUCUAAAUAUAGAUAGUGACAGUGUAAAGAGGGUGUGUUGUGUUCUCAAAUAUCACCACCUGUGGUCUGUUCUGGAUUUUUUUAUGGAACAGUACAUUUCUGGCAAUAGAAGAAAGGAGGCAUUGCUGGAUUUGCUUCUGAGGAAUAAGGUAUGUCAAAUUGAUGAAGUUGUCCAUAGUAAACAUGUAGGUAACCAUUGAAUCAUAUGAUUUAGAUUUGCUAUUAAAAAGAAUAAGGAACAAUCUAGAGUUUAAAAAAUUACUUAAGUGGAACAGGACAGUUUUCAAUGAAUUGAAAACAUCUAUCCCACAUAAAGUGCAAUCAGAUUGGGAGGCAAAACUCAUUCAGCAAUGGGCUACCUUUAAAUAGAAGGUAAAUAGAAGCCUUCCUGAUUAUUUUGUGCAACUGUGUGCUAGCUUUGUGUUUUGUGCAGAAGUAUCCCCAGUCCUCUUGUGUUGUAGCUUUCCGCAGCUU
This is a messenger RNA of Rhincodon typus (whale shark), 4371 nucleotides long. It is a transcript of the gene efcab14, whose product is annotated as EF-hand calcium binding domain 14. The record is from RefSeq and is a predicted model, not a curated record. The transcript is spliced from 9 exons. Lineage: Eukaryota; Metazoa; Chordata; Chondrichthyes; Orectolobiformes; Rhincodontidae. Bases 1032 to 2495 code for a protein of 487 amino acids.